GUAAACGUUCGGGGGAUCCAUGACAGUCUGCACAGUCGCAUGCUUAAAAUUCUAGCUACCGACUUUUGCUUGCUAGGACCUCGUCGUUUUCGGGACAGUAAGAGAAGCCGAAAUGACUGACAGUGUGAGCGGACACCUCAACAUGAAGCUCGGCAGCUAACCUUAUUACCGGAGACAUAUUCCUCCAGAUAUUUUCCCCAGCGACAGCAACGACAGUCUAGGAUUGCCAAACAACAAGCAUCAUUCAGUGUCAGCCAGAGGAAGCAGCUGGAGCUCUCAGGCGCAUCGUCCCUGGUCAUUCCUGCUAAAGGUAGCUUCUCAGACAACGCACUGGGACAACAAUGCCUGCGAACCCUCUGCCUCAACACCCAUUCUGCAUUGGUGAUUUGGUGAUAGACAUCUUGCAACCAAAGCACCUUUCUACAAAUCCCUGACUGCCUGUGUGGGUGUCUUUCCUUCUGGUUCUACUUCCUGUCCUCUGCUGUUGCUCAAACUUUCUCAUCUCCUCUGAGGGGGGGGGGGGGGGCAGGAUGCCUUUUGUGGUUAGAGAAACUUCUGUUGCUGUACGGGUAUAAUGCAAGCACAUAUCCUGCUGGAGUUAACUUGAGGGAGGCACUGAAUUCCGCUCUUGGAAUGCUUUGCAGUGGACUUUGAACACUGACCUCUGCAGAUACACUGAGCUGAAAAUAAAAAUCUCCCUGCAGGAAUAAAGCAAUUAUCCCCCUAUCAAUUUAUUGGUACAUCCGCACCCGAAAAAAGACCUUCAGCCUCACACCGGGCCUCUGCAACUCUGCUUCUCUCUCCCCAGUACCAUGCUGGGUAGGAAUAUGUCUCAGAAGCUGAGUGUGCUGCUGAUGGUAUUCGGCCUGGCGUGGGGACUUAUGCUGUUACGCUACACUAUGCAGCAGCCUCGCCAUCAGAGCAGUGCCGAGCUACGUGAGCAGAUCCUGGAGCUCAGCCGGCGAUACGUCAAGGUCCUGACCGAGGAGAACCAGAAUGCACCAGGAGGGCUGCAGGGAACCUCCAUGGCUGGUUACGCUGACCUGAAGAGGACUAUCGCUGUGCUACUGGAAGACAUUUUGACACGGCUGGUCAAACUAGAGGGGAAAAUUGACUUGGCGGUCAAUGCCUCUUCCACUAACACCUCCCACACAGCAGGGGGCAUCCUUGACUCUGUGGCCGCCGCCCUACAGAAAUCCUCAAAGCAGGAGACACCUGGCAGCCACCCAGGGAUGUCACGCCUUCACCCACACAUCCCUAAUAGGCCUCGGCCACAUCAAGGAGCAUAGUCUUGAAAGACGUAUUGAUUUUUUUAUUUUGAGCACAUCACACUUUUCCAGCGUUUAUCUCUGAUGUUACUGCAUCAGACCAAUGAAAAGCAAUAGAAAGACAUACGGACAUCCGGAAAAAUACAAAGUGGGAUGCUUCUUAGAAAUGUUCAGCCAACUCAGAAGGAAGGAGCACUUCUUAAGGCUCUGUACUAUCAUAUGCUGAUGUUUAUUUAUUUUUAUAUUCUCAUUGCUGAUUUAUUUUGGCUUAGAUCUUUAGCAUUUUUUCAAUAAUGCCAUAUCUGAAUCCUAUGACUGUUUAAGCAAAAGCAGAGAGGUAUAAAUACUCUUGGAGCUGAACCAGAUUCACAUGAUUAUGCUUUAUCAUAAAAGUGGCUUGAAAUACUCCCCUAUCUACAUGGAAGUCUAUUUUACAAUACUGCUUACAUAUAUCUAAAUGCUGAACUAAGCAGCACACUCAUGAUAGUUAGGAAUAGCUGUAUUGUCAGUUUAGCUGGUGCGGUUGUUAAUUAGAUUCUACUUAUAGCUUACUCAUAGUCUUAAGAAUAAUGAAUAGUUUGCCUAUAAGAGAUAAUCCAAAGAAUGUUAUUUGCACUCCAUCUGCAGGCAGGAUAGUUGUGUAUUUACAAUUGCUGCAAGACAGUUUGAGGUUUAUGCUGAAUUUAAAUGGAUGAUGCCUAUUUUGCUACUGUAAACAUGAGUGUGCCGUGUCUUGUUGAAAUCCUAUGGUUCCCUUGCCCAGUGUUGAGAAAAUGUUUAAACUAAGAUGUGUAGCAGAUUGAAUGUACUGUGUAGUCAGUUUUUAGCCCUUUAGUGCUGUUAAGAUGACUGACAUACUGCUUACACAUGUUCAGGGUUCAUGUUGUACUGUGACUCUACAGAGGUUUUCUAAAAAUACUGGGCUCGCCCAACAUUGACUUGAUGGAUAUUUUAGAAUGUGAGACAUCCGGCUCUUGAAUAUUCCUCCUGAGUAUGGCUUCCAUUAUACCAAUAUACUCUGGUGCCUGCCCAGAGGAAAUAGAUCUUUAUUUUACACAUCAUGGUGCUCAUUAACAUGGGUCUGGGAAGAAUAUAGACAAUGCUUUGAUCGAUACUACUUGGGGAUUGUAUGAGACAAAGUCAAUGUUGGUGAAAUACUGUAGGAGGGGGAAAUGUAUCACAAUGUUGCUUUUACAUUACAGACAAUAUGAAUCAAGGCCUUUAGACUGGAUUGUCCAACUGUGGUAUGACUCUUUCUGCAUCGGGUAAUGUCAUAAAUGUACUUUGCUUCAUAAUGCAUACGUUGAAAGAUGUAGAGCCAGUGAGCUGCUGUGAGAUGGCUUCAUUAAUAAAUUGACCUUAUGGAAAGAAAUAGUUCUCCCCUCGUUUAA
Messenger RNA from Gymnodraco acuticeps, 2659 nucleotides. RefSeq names its product coiled-coil domain containing 126 (gene ccdc126). Bases 813 to 1289 code for a protein of 158 amino acids. The record is from RefSeq and is a predicted model, not a curated record. NCBI's taxonomy places the organism in Eukaryota, Metazoa, Chordata, Actinopteri, Perciformes, Bathydraconidae. The transcript is spliced from 3 exons.